AUGUGGGAUGAUUAAUUGAUGGAUGAAGAAGAGCUAGAGUUGCUCUCAUUUUGCUAUUUUUUUUUAGGCGUUCUUUUGCCAGGAUUUUGGGGAUACUUAUUUAUAGAAUAUUCACUUGACCCUUUGCGUUAUAAUGGUCAGUAGGAAAAUUGCCAAAUAUUAGUAAAUUGGGGACUAGUAGCGGGAACUGUCUUCCUUAUUCAUGCAUGUUUUUACAUGAUUAUGAGUACUUUAGCUUGUCUUGGAGCCAGAAAUUCCUGGUAUACUAAAUUUAUUAAAGUUGCUACUUUUGAAGAUAAUUAUUGGAGAUCAUUUGUGCUAACUUUCUCCCUUCUAGGUAUAUUUGGUAUGCUAGGAGUUCUUAAUAAGUAAUUUGAGGAUUAGUUCCUUCUUUGCGGAGAUUUAUAUAAAUUAUCAGAGAUGUUUUAUUAUGUAUUCUUUUCCAUAGUGGCAUCUUUUGCUAUUAUAGCUUGCUUAAUUUAAUGCUCAUAUGAAAAUAAUAUGUUUGAAGAAGAAGAUGAGUAAGAAGUUUUAAAUGCUCGUAGAGCAUAGAGAAGACGUCGUCGUCAAUAAUAAAAUAAUAGAAAUAAUAGAAAUAUACUUCCACCAAAUAUGGCACCAUAAAAUCAAAUUUAAUAUUAAAAUUAAGAAGAAGAGGAAGAUGAGUAUCAAUAUAACCCUUAGGAUUUUGAUAGUGACUAAGAAUAACAUUAAGCUUAAGUACGUUAAGAUGAAGAUCAUGAAAAUCUAUUAUGA
Tetrahymena thermophila SB210 is the source of this 756-nucleotide messenger RNA. Its product is annotated as transmembrane protein, putative. Lineage: Eukaryota; Ciliophora; Oligohymenophorea; Hymenostomatida; Tetrahymenidae. The transcript is spliced from 2 exons. The record is from RefSeq and is a predicted model, not a curated record.